Patella vulgata (common limpet) is the source of this 5287-nucleotide messenger RNA. Its product is annotated as prestin. Gene Ontology annotation, cellular component: membrane. Lineage: Eukaryota; Metazoa; Mollusca; Gastropoda; Patellidae. The transcript is spliced from 19 exons. The coding region runs from base 270 to 2621 and encodes 783 amino acids. The record is from RefSeq and is a predicted model, not a curated record. Gene Ontology annotation, biological process: transmembrane transport. Gene Ontology annotation, molecular function: chloride transmembrane transporter activity; sulfate transmembrane transporter activity; oxalate transmembrane transporter activity.
GGUUGGGUAAUAAUCUAAAGAACAUAACAGAUGUUAUCUGUGUUUAAUCAAUGGUCUGAUUCCCGCACGUAUGAUUUAGCGCGACUAACUUUCAAGUGUUUUAUUCUCAUCUACUACGCAACAUUUAGAAGUCUUAGGCUGUUGAUAUAAUCUGUAUUUUCCAUUUCUGUGUGAACUAAGAAUUUAUGCCGUUACCAAAAGUAGUGAUUACGUCCCUUUAAUUUGAGAUUUGAACCAGUUUAUCUUGGAUUCGGAUAGACUUCGUAAAAAUGAAUGAAGAAAAGAUAGAAACUGUUAGUGGAGAGCAGGGCGUAGUAAAUGAGGGGUUCGAGACGGAGGUUAUCUCCCCGGCGCCUAAAGACGAAAUUAUCUCACAAGAUUUGUUGACAAAUGGACACGGUGUUAAGAAUAGGAUGAAGGAUGCUGAAGAUGGAGAAAUUAGAAAUGCCCUCAUCAAUGAAGAACGGGUGGUGGUGGAACGCCCUGUAUACACACAACUUGAGUUUGAUAAAGGUUUUACAAGCAUCCAUAGACCAGUAAAGACACCCAAAGUAUGGGCCAAGAAAAAAGUCUCCAAGUUCGAGUGUUCGGGAAAAUGUAUUGGAAAAUUUAUCACCCAAGUUUUUCCCUUUUUGUCAAUUUUAAAGGGUUAUAGUAUUCGUAGCGAUCUUCCUGCUGAUAUUAUUGCUGGAUUAACUGUUGGAAUUAUGCACAUACCACAAGGUAUGGCUUAUGGUCAGCUGUCUACUCUUCCACCCGUUUUUGGGCUUUAUGUCUCAUUUUUUCCUGUUAUCAUUUAUUUCUUCUUUGGUUCAUCUCGUCAUGUCUCUGUUGGAACUUUUGCUGUUGUGAGUUUAAUGGUGGGAACUGUUGUUGAUAAAGGUGUAGCAUCACAAGGUUUAUCACUGGAUGUAAAUCCUAAUAAAACGGGUAAUGGUACUGCAGCAGACACGGCCGUAGAUGACGUUUUAUUACAGACACAACUGGCUUUUGCCAUGGCUGUCACAUUUGCUGUUGGUUGCAUUCAGCUUUUAAUGGGAUUCGUUAGAUUAGGAUUUGUCACAGUUUAUCUUUCGGAUCCUUUAAUAAGUGGUUUUACUACCGGAGCAGCCUGCCAUGUCUUCACCAGUCAAAUCAAACAUAUCUUUGGCGUUGUCAUCAACAGAUAUAAUGGUCCUUUCAAACUUAUAUUUUCUUACAGAGAUUUUUUUAUGAACAUUCCAUCCACAAAUAUCGCUGCAAUAGUUGGCUCGGCUAUCUGUAUAUUGAUACUUGUUUUAGUGAAGGAACUAAUCAACAACAACCCUAGAAUUAAACCUAAAUUAAAGAUGCCAGUACCUGUUGAACUCAUAGUAGUAGUGAUUGGAACCUUGGUAUCAGAAUUUACCAAUCUGAAUAAACUGUUUGAAGUCAAAAUAGUUGGUGAUGUUCCAGUUGGUUUCCCAGUGCCGGCUUUAAAUCAGUUUAGGUUUUUACCCGAUGUAAUAUCAGAUGCUGUUGCUAUAGCCAUUGUUGCUUUUGUUAUUUCCGUUUCCAUGGCAAAGAUUCUAGCGAAAAAACAUGAUUAUGAGAUUGAUCCUAACCAGGAAUUGGUUGCAUAUGGAGCCUGUAAUGUGGUUGGUUCAUUCUUCUCGUCAUUCUGCACAGCUGCAUCUCUUUCAAGAUCUCUAGUACAGGAAGGUGUUGGUGGUAAAACACAGAUAUGUGGAAUGGUAUCAAGUUGUUUACUAGUUGUAGUAUUAUUGGUUAUUGGUCCAUACUUUAAAUCAUUGCCAAAUUUUGUCUUGGCAUCUAUAAUUAUAGUAGCAUUAAAAGGAAUGUUUAAACAGUUCCUCGAUCUCAAGAGACUAUGGAGUAUUUCGAUUAUAGAUUUUGCUGUUUGGUCUGUGAGUUUUCUAGCUACAGUACUAUUAGAUGUCGACUAUGGUUUGAUGGCUGGAGUUGGGUUCGCACUUUUAACUGUGAUAGCAAGGUCACAGAGACCAUAUACAUGUGUGUUAGGUCAGGUAGAUGGUACCGACAUAUAUCGUGAUGUAUCUGUUUAUGAAGCAGUACAUGAAAUAGAGGGUAUAAAAAUAUUCCGAAUUGAUGCCGCCCUGUUCUUCGCCAAUGCUGAGCAUUUUAAAAAUCAAAUAUAUAAAUUAACUGUUGAUCCUAAAAUAGUGAAGAAAAUUAGAAGGAAGAGGGACAAAAUACAGAAGAAAAUAGAAAAACAAGAACAAAUUCAGAAUGGAUCAUCUGAGACAAAGGUAGCUGUUGAAGCCACACCCGAAACAUCUGAUACAGCUGAUCUGGACCUAAAUCUCAAUGGUUAUAAAUCACAAGAUAAUGUACAUUCUAUAAUAAUAGAUUGUUCAACUAUGAGUUAUGUUGAUUCUGUAGGUGUUAAAGUACUAGGACAGAUAAUAAAUGAAUAUAAAACAAUUGACAUCCAAGUUUAUUUAGCACAGUGCAAAGCUGGUAUUCGUGAAAUGUUUGAGAAGACAGAUUUUUAUACGACUAUGUAUAAAGAAUGGUUAUUUGUCAGUAUACAUGAUGCAGUAUUAGCUUGCCGAAAACUUAAUAACAAUUCAUCAUUUGAGAAAAAAUUAAGUGCAUUGACACUACAGGAGAAAGAAUAGAAAGAUAUCAACUGGUAAACAGUGUACAGCACAAACUAUAUUCAUAGUUCUGUUUUUAUGCAUUGGCAACUAUAUUUACAGUAUUUUACCACAUAAACGUUUGUUUGGUACAGAGUAAAACAGUGUACAGCACAAAUUCUAUUCAGGGUUCUCUAUAUCAGUACAUCGAUUACUAUAUUUACCGUAUUUUACCACAUAAAUGUUUGUAAGGUUUAGAGUAAAAUAACUUGUAUUUAGCUAGGUAUACUGAAUCUGAAAUAGAAGGUGGGAAGGAACCUGUAUGGAACCUAUAUUGAAGAUAUUAGAUGUGCCUUAUAGUGUGUAGAUGUAAAAUAGCAUUAUUGGAAUUGUUUAUUAUCGGUCAACACAGGGUUUAGUUCAUAAGCCAAAAUAAAGGGUGAAUUAUGGCUUUGUUCAGACCCUUGUUAAGUUAUUAGUCAAUUCUUCCUAACUGAACAAAUCUAACAAAUAUAUCUUAUAACCACAUUAUAGUUGUUAGAAAAUGUCUUUCAAAAUAUCAUUGUCACAAUUCAGUUUAUUUUACAUUAUAUUUUUUAUUUCUUGAACUACAUUUAAUUUUUUUAUGUUAAAUAUAUUUUAUUCCAUUCAUUUUAAAGCAAAAUGUAUUCAUAUAAUAUCACCAUUAUUGUAAACACGAACACUGGGACCAUUAAAAUUUAAGGUUUGCUUCCAUUUUUAUUUUCAAAUUAAAAUGUCACGUGAUUAGUAGCUAUUUUUAAAUUACAUUUUUUUAUUUAAUCUAUAUCAUUAGCAAUUGAAUAUCAAAAUGUCAAAACCCAUGAACAAAAAACCCAUGAACAAAUAAUAUUGUUAUUAUUUUUUAAAAACCAAUCAUGGCCAUCUAUAAACUUAAGGAAUCUUACUAGCCGCAUCCUUUCUGAAAUACUGUAUUCUUAUAGCUGUAGAUAGCUGCAGAUUGCCAUUUGUAAUUUUCAGACAAUAUCUGUUGGGUUUUUUUGCUGCUUAAUCCAUGAUAUCAACCAUAGAUAAUUCCCCAGCUUGAAUUAACAAAGACCAUAUCCUAUUUUGCAGAAGAUUGUGAACGUUGUUAAAUUUUCAAUUCAUCAGGUCUUUGUAAAUACUGAUUGAACCAUUUUUGUGGACUGAUAUUCAUUGAUGAGAUUUAACUCUAACAUUGUUGUAGUUUGCAAGUGUUUAAAAAUCCCUAAAAUGGAGAUCAUUAACUUUUAAUAAAUAAUGUUUGUUUACAGUAAGUAAAUGACAUUUUCACAGAUAAACAAUAGGCAUUAUGAGAAAUAUGGCUAGUACCUAUCUUAGUAUGAUUCAAGACUAAUUAAUGGCAACAAAUUCCAUUACCACUUUAAGAAAAAAAAUCACACAUUAUGGAUAAUUUUGUUUUAAUGAUUAGGAAAUUUUAGACAUUUUACAACAGUAUUAGUUAAUGAUAGCUUUGAUUUUUAUUAGACAAUCCAUCAAAUUUCUUGAUAAUCAAAGCAUAUUAAAUGAUUUCUUAAUUUCUCUGUAUCAAAGGGAUUGAUUGGUCAGUUGUUCUGAUGUCAACCAAUCACAAUCUGCGAGUAGACAACUGAAAAAAAAUGAAACAAAAUGUUGAUAUUGAAAUUAGAAUGAUUUGUUUCUUGUCCUAUUAAAUAUACAUAUGCAAAUAUAUUUAUAAACCAGAAUCUACCCAUAAACCUCAAAUUUCAUUGCCAAAGGUUAUACCAUAAUCUCAUUUCAGCUAGUAUACCGAAUUCUGACAAAUGCAUCGAAUUUAAGUUUUUAAAUCACUUCAUAUUUUAAAUCAAAUUAACAUUUUUUUGUUUCUGUUGUGUAAAUAUACAUUAAGAACAAUGUUUUAAUCAAAUAUAUGAACAUAUAAUUGAUUUUUAAUAUUUUGUAAUGACAACAAUAUAUUUAAUUGUUGCAUUGUUAUUGUGCAAAGUAUGUUAAUAUUUUCCUUAUUUUUCUAUUAUUUUAAUAAAAAAAAAUGAUAUUAUAUUUUAUAUAUGAAAUGUUAUUUUAUAUUUGAUAAAAUAAGUGCAUUUUAAAAACCAUUAAUUAUAUUUAAUACAUGUCACAUUUAAACCACCUUCUUACAGGCUUAAUCAGGGCUCUAGUUUAAUUAGACAGUCAAACAAUUAAAAGACAGGAUGUAUUGCCAAAAGACAGUGGAUCAAAAUUACUUAAAUUGAAAACAGUGGAUCAAAAUUACUUAAAUUGAAAACAGAUCUUUGAGUUAAAUACAGAAUUAUUUUUUAUCAGUUUGAGGUUUCUGUUUUUUUGGGAAAAAAGUAAAUAAAUAUAAUUAGAGAGACACUGCCCUAACACGUGUAAAAUGUCUGACAAUGAACAUUUUAAAAGUAAGAACCCUGACCAUAGCAUAUAAGAAGAAAAAAGUGGAAAUAAUAGAUUUUCCAUUAAAAAGAGGGUAAAAGUAUAAUAUAAAUAAACUAUUACUUACUUUAGUCUUGGCUUUUAAAAUUUGACACAUGUAAAUUACAGUAUAAUGCAUAGUUCAAUACAGAAAAGAUGGGACAGCCACCUGACCCAUAUUGCAACCCUUAAUGAGGUAUCAUGUAUAUAAAACCACAUAUUAUAUUUCAUUUAUUUUUUACUAAAUUUAGUAACUGUUCUGUACUUAAAUAAAUAUGUUCAUAGAUAAUAAAUUAGUUAUUUUCACAUAU